AUGGACAGAGUUCCGCGAGACGAGCCUGAGAAUCUCUUCCCCUUGCCUGAAAACUCACUUUCUGGCAAUGAUUCUGGCCUAGUCGGCAUCAAUGAAGAAGACUGGGAGAGGUGUAUCGAUGAUUGGUACUUCGGCCACAAAGCAUUUAGACGAAGAGCCAUUACUGCCAACGGCCAACCGGCAGACGGUUACUUCCCGACAAUCUGGAAAGAGGUCAAGGAUGUCCAGAAACUCCUUACAGAACCGUUGGCUCCGGAGACACACAUCUUCGACCCUACCAGACAUGCCCGGGAACAGCUGAGGGAAGUUGUCGGGAGGACUGCAACCAUAAAGACCGCCGUGUUCAUGGGCUUGGGCAACAUCAACUGGCAAUGUAAAACCGAUUACAACAGAUCUUGGGUCCAGCAAUGCGGCUUGUUCCUGGCGAUAUGCCAACUGCUCGAAGAGAAACAGGGAAAGGAAUCGGGAUCCAUCAAAAAGUUCUUCCAAGACCCAUCUUUCGAGAUGGAAGACCGAUGGAUCCUCGAGAGAAUCGGCAAACAAGUCAUCAUCGAGCACCCCGCUGCGAACGACAAGAUGGGCAAAGGGUCGUUCAUCUUCGCGCCCCGUUUCCCUGCCAACUAUAUGUUCGACACGUUCCUCAUUCCAGGCCGGAAGAUGGAUCUUUUGCUCACCAAUACAAUUCAUGGAAGUCUGGGUACCAUAACUUGGCCGAUUGUCGACGAUUACUUCAACGAGGUAUACUGGAGUGGGAACACAACUAUCACUCCUGGUGCACAACGUAUGUAUGGUCUUGCGAAAGCUUUUCUCGACAAUCAUGAGGGUCUCAAAUACUGGGGUGCCUACUCGAGUAAGAGGGAGGUGAUGGCAGCUUAUGCCAAAUUCUCUUUCUACCUGCCCAGGACCCGACCAUCGGGGCCCGCAGCCAGCCUUCUGAUCGGACAAGGUUCUCGCGUUGCUUUUGACUUUUGA
Messenger RNA from Aureobasidium namibiae CBS 147.97, 972 nucleotides. RefSeq lists its product as uncharacterized. NCBI's taxonomy places the organism in Eukaryota, Fungi, Ascomycota, Dothideomycetes, Dothideales, Saccotheciaceae. The transcript has a single exon. The coding region runs from base 1 to 972 and encodes 323 amino acids. The record is from RefSeq and is a predicted model, not a curated record.